Molecule: messenger RNA, 2841 nt
Organism: Melanaphis sacchari
Lineage: Eukaryota; Metazoa; Arthropoda; Insecta; Hemiptera; Aphididae
Product: zinc finger protein 585A-like
Exons: 9
Coding region: 363-2570 (735 amino acids)
Cellular component (GO): nucleus
Source: RefSeq, a predicted model, not a curated record
AUGAAAGAGAUAAGAAAUAAUAAGCAGAUAAGUGAUAACCGAUAAAGCGACGACGACUGGCAUGAUGUUAAAAACGGUUGCAUAUGACUAUUGACUAUCCGUGUGUGCGGUCCUAGACAUCGAUAGGAUAGGGGGAAAAAAUAAAUAAUCAACUACAAAAAAAAUAUAUAGGUAGUUACGACUGUUACGAAACGGUAUAAGACGACAAUUACAAAUGUACGGACGGAAAUUCGUUUGACAAUACCAUAAGUCAUAGCUUCCAUCGUUGGCCAAGCAGACACACAGGGUGUUUUUGACGCCAUCGGUCGAAAAAAACGCUUUCGGCCUUUUUAAGUAUACUAGCACAAAUAUCUUCAAGUAAAAUGGCUUCUACUUUAGAAGAUAGAGAAGAACUAAGUUCAAAAUGUUUUAUAUGCAAUGUAAAAGUUACUACUCGUUCAUCAUACAAUAUUUAUUGUACUUUUAUGCCUCAAAGAGAAUUGUUGUUAAUAGAUGUCAUGUCAAAAAUACUUAAAAAGGUUUUGAAUCCUUCUCAAAUGAGAAGCUCACUAUUGUGUCGAAGGUGUUUUACACUUUUUGAUGAAUUGGAUCAAAUAUCUACACGUUUUAAAAAGCUUCAAACUGACAUUAUUAAACGUUAUACUUCUACUUGUAACGAAUAUAAAGAUGGCAAUUUUUUAAAUACUGUGAAUAGUAUGACUCCAGUAAAAAUUGAAGAACUUUCACAUAGUGAACAAGAAAAUGAUAACAAAUCCUUUAAUGACGAUGAAAAUAGCGAAAAAUCAUUCAUAGCUCUAAAUGAGAUUGUUGAAAACAUUAUAAGUCGUAUACAAGCUGAUGAAACUAUGGACAGCGAUGAAGACAUUAAAAAAUGUACUUCUGAUAUUUCAAAAAAUAAAAUAAUUAAUGAAGAGGUUACAAAACAUAUUGAUUCAGUAGAUAUUCCUUUAUCUGUGAUUGAAAAACCAACCUGUGAAACAAAAUUGAGUGAACAAAGUGUUGGUGAUAAUUACAAAUGUGAACAAUGUGAUGACACUUUUCUUCAAGCUACAGAUUUAAAGAAUCAUUUUAGUAUAGUUCAUACAAAACCUAAAAUUGUCUUUUGUUCUGUUUGUAAUAAAAGCUUUUCAACCAAACAAUCAUUAAACAAUCAUUUAUCCAAAGAGCAUAACACUCUGGAUAAAGAGACUAUUAAUAAUAAAGUUGAUUCAAUUUCACCAACAGUAAAAACUGAAAACGAAACCUCUCUUUGUGAUACGGAUUCAAACAUAGUCAGUGAAGCUAGUGCUGAUUAUAUGAAUGAUGCUCCCGAAGGUGUAGUAAUUGAUGUGAAACCUGAAUUUUCCAUUGAUAAUAGCAUGUACUUGGAAGAAGUUGUACAAGAAGAAAAUGAAGAUGAUGAUUUUGAAUGGAAAGAAGAACAACAAAUUAACUAUAUUGAAGAAAAUAUCAUAGAAGAUAGUUCAAGUGCGAUUGAAGAAACAAAAACUCCUUUAUCGGGAUCAGAAAAAUCUGAUAAAAAACAAAUAAAAAAAGGACGAAAAAAAAGGGGUAGCUCACGUUCUGGUGAACGUGCCUGUUUACCGGCUAUACAUAGUUGUGGACUUUGUGGCAAAAAAUGGAGGACAGUAACAGAGUUAAAAUCGCAUAUACAAUCGCAUAGUUCUAUUAGACCUUAUGUCUGUGAGAUAUGUGGUCAAGCAUAUAAAAUGAAAAAAGCUUUAGAUGUGCACAUUGGAAUGCAUAAUGGUAUACAUCCUUUUACUUGUGAAUACUGUAAUAAGUCUUUUACACAAAAAGUUGGUCUUCAAAAACAUAUCCCUAUUCAUACUGGAUAUACACGUUUUCAAUGUGAUUUAUGUGGGAAACGAUUUAUUCAUCAAAAAAGUUUUCACAUACAUACAAUGACUCAUACAGGUGAAAAACAUGUUAAAUGUUCUGAAUGUGGUUUAGCUGUUUUAUCUCAAUCACAUCUUAAGCGACAUUUAAGAGUUCACACUGGAGAGCGACCAUAUGCUUGUCCAAUAUGUGGCAAACGUUUUGCUGAAAAGUAUAAUAUGAACGCUCAUGUGCAUAUCCACGAGAAUAAUUCAGGAAAUGCACCAAGAAGAAAUAGAAAUCAUAUAUGUCAAUUGUGUGGUAUGAGUUAUGAUCGAAAACAUAAACUUGAAUAUCAUUUAGCUUCAGCACAUAAUAAAAUUGACAAUAAAGUUUCUCAAGAUCAAGAAUUAGUGCAACUACAACAACCAAAAAUUGAAUACUUUCAAGAAAAUUCCCAAGGUCAUCAAAUUAUCAAUGUGGAUAAUAAUGCUAUUGAACACAAUGGUAGCACUACAAUGAUAACAGUUAGUGGUGUUAAACUUCCAAUAUCCUUAGAUGGUGCUCCAAUUAUGGUUACUGCGAUGCCACAAGAACCCCAUACUACCAACCUUGUACCACUCAAUAUACCUGCAGGUUCUCUCCUCACUUAUAGGCCGUCAAACACCAGUGAUAAUAACGAUCAACAGAUAGUUGAUGGUUCACAAAACUCUUAUAUGCCACAAAAUCCUGUUACAAUACAAUUGUCUUAAGGUCGUAAGUUUAUAAGUAAAAAUAAGGUGAGGACUGUAACCUCUAAAAUCACACAAGACCCUUAGAAAUUAUGUUUAUACGCCAAACCUUGAAUCUAACAUUUUGUAUUGAGAUUGAAUUGUAAAUAGUAGUUUUAAGUAUCUACUAACUACUUACAUUUCUUAAAUAUUUUAAGUCUUAAAUGCCUAGUAUUUUAGAGUCUAUUGUUGCGUGCACAACAGUUAUAAUUAUUAUUAAUAAAUAAUAAUAUAAAGCAAUUAAUAUUUUAUC